AUGGCUUCCAAAGGCGGCCAAGCAGAAGCACUAAAGAAACUUGAGUAUCUCCCAUUGCUUUCUAAGAUAUGUACUGAACUUGAGAGCCAUCUGGGGGUUGGAGAUAAAGUUUUGGGUGAAUUCCUUAUUGAGAUGGGCAAAAACUGUGAAGAGAUCAGUUUGAUGCCAAACUUAAAGAAGCUAAGUGGCUUUAAUGGGAAGGAAGGGCUGGUACAUGUUUCGCAGAUGGCGAGAAGGCAGGUAGCAAAUGCCAGGAAUGUGGUGAAGAGGGAUCAGGAAGUUUAUGUGAAGGUCGUUUCAAUGAAUGGAAAGAAGUUGGGCUUGUCGAUGAAGGAUGUGGACCGAAAUACGGGUGAGGAUUUGAUCACACUGAAGAAGAAUUUAGAGGAUGGCAGUUUUAGAGCGAAUCCGAGCAGCUUUGGCGGUCCUAUUUCGAGAAGAGGGAUCAAUGGCAUAAGAAUUAGUGAUGCACAUGAUUCGGUUCUUUCAAGGAGGCCAAAGAAGAGAAUGAGCUCACCUGAGAGAUGGUAG
Messenger RNA from Oldenlandia corymbosa var. corymbosa, 531 nucleotides. The record is from the annotation of a GenBank genome assembly. NCBI's taxonomy places the organism in Eukaryota, Viridiplantae, Streptophyta, Magnoliopsida, Gentianales, Rubiaceae.